This is a messenger RNA of Sipha flava (yellow sugarcane aphid), 2164 nucleotides long. Its product is annotated as ras and EF-hand domain-containing protein homolog. Bases 416 to 2164 code for a protein of 582 amino acids. The record is from RefSeq and is a predicted model, not a curated record. Lineage: Eukaryota; Metazoa; Arthropoda; Insecta; Hemiptera; Aphididae. The transcript is spliced from 12 exons. Gene Ontology annotation, molecular function: GTPase activity; calcium ion binding; GTP binding.
AACUAAGGAAUAACAUCAGUUCACUAGUUUUUUUGAUUUUUUUCGCCAAACAACUACACUAUAAACAAAUUAAUUUUUUUCCUAAAAAUGUUGAAUUGGAUACAACUGAUACAAGUGACUAAAUAUUUUUGUAUAAGCUAUACAUAUUAUAUAAUUUAUUUUUAUGUAUCUAUAGGGUAUAAACCUUCUACUAAUAAUAGGUAAAGAGCAAACAAUUAUAGAGCCCUAAACUUCAUAACCUAGUUUAUUACCUACUUAAAUUAAAUGUAAAAAUAUAUAUAAUUUAGUGCAUUUUAUGUAUAGAACAAUAAACAGAAGACUACAUGUUAAGUGAUGUCAAGUAUAAUGUAGUACAUAAUAGAGACAACUAAUAAAAAAAAAAAAAAAAACAAACUGCUGGAAAGGCUGAACAACGAUGAGUGACGUCCAUCUGGAAGACUUGUUCCACGAGUGCGAUCGAAAUGGACAGGGGAAAAUCGGUCCUGUUGAGUUUCAAGAGCUGUGCGCUAAAUUCGACAUUGGCCCCAGUGACUCGGAUGUAAUAUUUACCGACUUGGAUCGCGAUGGUGAUGGGCAAAUAUGCUUGGAAGACUUUGCAUGGGGAUUCCAGGACUUUUUGUCGCCUGACAAACAAGAUAAACCUGAUAAAAUUAUGUUUCACGGAGAUAUGCAAAGGAGACACUCGCACGCCUGGUCUAAUUUCAUAGCUGGCAUCGGUGAACCAGCUUUGCAGAAAUUAUUUCAUACAAGUGGGAAAAAAUUAGCUGAUUUGUAUAUGGAAAUACAAAACUGCAGUCCAUCAGCAGAUCUUAUAACACAUUUUGAAGGAGCAUUGAGUUCUUUAAUGCAAGAUGUUAAACGAUUACAUGAGGACAAUGAAAAACUUGAAAUAAUGUUUAAUCGCGAACGUCAAAUGCAUAUGAUGAGACUACGAGGUCUGGAAGAAGAAAUAGACGCACAAGUAGCAAAAGUAGAAGCUCAAGCCAGAGACGAAGCAAGGGAAAAAUUUGAAUCUGAAAAAAAAGAAUUAAUGAAAAAAAUGGAAGCUGAAACAAUUGAAUUGAAAACACAUUUGAAAUUGUUUCAAAAGGUGAACACGGUAUUAAGUCAGAAAAAAGUGGAUAAAAAUGAUAUGGAUGAAACCAUUGAAGAGUCAAGAGAGUUAAGACGUAAAUUGAUUGAUACGCAGACGAAUUUAGCAGUUGUUCGUUCAGAAAUGGAAAAACUUCGGUCUGAAUACGAAAUGAAAUGCGAGCAAUUUAAUAACAAAAUACAAGUUAAUAUCGACCCUUUAGAAGAAGAAAGUGGAGCCCAAUACACUAUAAAAAGACUAAUGGAUGAUAUUGAUAGCGGACGUUCAACUCUUAUGGAAUCGAAUUAUUACCAAAGGGAUUUACAAGAUGAACUCUCAAAUGCAUCUUCUAUAAAUGGACCUUAUCAUUCGGCAAAAACGAUAGAAUUUGAGGAAAUGAGUUUAUCCGGUCGCGAAUCGCACAAUACUAUGCAUUUCCACUCACCUACUAGUGCGAUGAGUAUAAAUAGUUAUGAAAUAACCAAUGGAGAUCCAGAAAGAACAUACAAAAUUGUAUUCGCUGGAGAUGCAGCUGUGGGUAAAACGUGUUUCAUUCAUCGUUUUUGUAAAGGCACUUUUGCUACAAAACUCGGAUCCACAUUAGGCGUUGAUUUUCAAGUAAAAACAAUCAGAGUUGAUAAUAGAAACGUAGCAUUACAAUUAUGGGAUACUGCUGGACAAGAAAGAUUUCGUUCCAUUACAAAGGCAUAUUUCCGGAGAGCAGAUGGAGUUGUAUUGCUUUAUGAUGUUACGAACGAAAGAUCUUUUAUCAAUAUCCGUCAAUGGAUUUUAUCAAUUACGGAUGUAUCUGAUAAACAGUUACCAGUAUGUAUUUGCGGAAAUAAAGUUGACUUGAGGCAAGAAGCGGAGUCACAGGGAUUAACGUGUGUUUCAACAGAGCACGGCGAACUUUUGGCUAAGGAUUACAAUGCAUUAUUCUUUGAAACUAGUUCUAAACUCGGAUCGAAUAUUAAUAACGCAUUGGUUACGAUAUCUAGAGAAAUGUUAAUUAGAGAAGAUGUUGAUAUUCAAACAUCUGCUUUAUGCGUUGCAGAAAAAGAUCAUCGGAGAUUAAAUUUGUCUUGUUGUUAA